AUGUCUUUAGCCAGUACCACUGCUGUACUUUGGCUAUUAUGUGCUGUUUUGGCAUUUACCAGUUCAGAAGAGUGUGAAGUUUGUGUGGGAUUUUUGGAGCGUCUGUACAGGUCUCUGGUGGCCACACACAGGGAGCUGUCCUCAGCACUUGUAGAAGAUGAGCUUAUAAAAACAUGUGCUGUAGCUACAGGAAAGGAAAAUCGUCUAUGCUAUUACCUUGGAGCAUCCGUUGAUGCUGCCGCCAAAGUAACUGGGGAGGUGAGUCGUCCUCUCAGUGCCCAUGUCCCCGUGCAGAAGAUAUGCGAGCGACUCCAGCGCAGAGACCAGCAGAUCUGUGAGCUUCGAUAUGAGCAUGAGGUGCUGGACUGGAGCCGAGAAGCUCUGUCUAAGAUGCGGGUCCUGGAACUGAAGCGAGUACUGGCCUCGUGGGGAGAGGAAUGUCGAGCAUGCCUGGAAAAGACUGACUUUAUAGAUCUUAUCCAAGAGGUGGCCCCCAAACACAGCCCAGCACAUCAUGCAGCUGAGCUCUAAGGGCCUCAUCAUGCAGCUCCACAGUGA
This is a messenger RNA of Trichomycterus rosablanca, 558 nucleotides long. RefSeq names its product cerebral dopamine neurotrophic factor (gene cdnf). Gene Ontology annotation, biological process: dopaminergic neuron differentiation; neuron projection development. NCBI's taxonomy places the organism in Eukaryota, Metazoa, Chordata, Actinopteri, Siluriformes, Trichomycteridae. The transcript has 4 exons. Gene Ontology annotation, cellular component: endoplasmic reticulum. The record is from RefSeq and is a predicted model, not a curated record. Bases 1 to 531 code for a protein of 176 amino acids.